This is a messenger RNA of Prunus avium (sweet cherry), 386 nucleotides long. Lineage: Eukaryota; Viridiplantae; Streptophyta; Magnoliopsida; Rosales; Rosaceae. The record is from RefSeq and is a predicted model, not a curated record.
AGAACUCUAAUCUCUCCUCCAUAACUUUCUUUCUAUAGAAGGAAGAUCGGUGGUCAAUUGCCAUGGCUAAUCUUGAGUUUGAGCAAGAUGGGGUUUCAUCACCAUUUUCAUAUACACCGCCAACUCACUACACUCUAAAAAUAGAGUCAUUUUCGUUGCUAAAGAAGCUGAAUAGAUUUGAGUCGGGGGAGUUUGAUGCUGGAGGAUACAAAUGGAAACUGGUGGUGUACCCAAAGGGAUACAAGAAGAAGAAUGUGGAAGAUCACAUCUCUGUCUAUCUAGAAAUGGCUGGAGCAGAAUCACUUGAGACUGGUUGGGAAGUAUUUGUUGAUUUUAGAUUGUUUUUACUUGAUCAGAAUAAGGGAAUCUACUUGAUGCUAAUCUAA